Messenger RNA from Rangifer tarandus platyrhynchus (Svalbard reindeer), 627 nucleotides. The record is from the annotation of a GenBank genome assembly. NCBI's taxonomy places the organism in Eukaryota, Metazoa, Chordata, Mammalia, Artiodactyla, Cervidae.
AUGCUCAAGUUUCUUCAACCUACCAACCUUCAGGUGGUAGAUCCAGACAAAGAGGGGCGUCUGCCGACCGAAGAAGGUAGUGGAAGCGCCCGAAAACGCAGGCGGCGCCAAGCCGGAGAGAGCCCUCCUCCCUCCUCCCAGGCCUUAGCAGCCGCGGUGCUCGGGCGGCCGCCCGGGCUCUCAGCGGAGUCCGAGCAGGUGUCGGCGCCAGAUUCCCGGCUCGCGGGGCCAGCAGAGUUGGCAAAGCCGCCGCGGCAGCUACGCCCGGCCACCCGGGGCCCCGGAAAGUUGCGCGAAAGACAACUCCGGGGCCGCGAAGACGCUCCCCAACACCCGCGCGCGGCCCACGGGCUUCGACACCUCCAGCCGCCGGGGAAAGAAAUCCACCGGGGGCAGGGAAGCGGGGAGAAGGGUUCGGCCCGUCGAGUCCGCCGGGCCCGGAGGACGCGAGGGUCACCGGCUAAGGGGUUGGGCUGUUUUCGCCCCUCCAGGCGGCCGCCACCCGGGCCGCGCCUCCCGCUGUGUUCCGGGCUCGAAGACCCGGUGCCCGACAGCCCUGCCCGUCACGACCCUGGCGCCCGAAACGCCGCAGAAACCUCGCCCGCGGCCCGCACCCCGGCCCACUGA